AUGACGUGUCGGUCGUGGGGCCAGUAUAACUACGAGACGUUUGAUGGGCUGUACUAUCACCUUCCUGGGAGAUGUACCUACACUCUGCUGAGAGACUGUGAAGACACCAGCCAGGCCAGCAUUCUCAUACAGCAGGGACAACUGGACACCGGACCAGAGGUCUCUCUCUGUACCUCAGACGCAGCACAACCUCAACUCAAAGCUACCCGACACACAGUGGACGUGGACAACAGAGACGAGGUCAAGAUGAACCAGACCAAGGUGGUAGAAGAGGAACUGUAUAACUACUAUGACUACUCAGACUGGUACUCCAACAAUAUGGAACCCACCAGACCUCCAAAAGAAGUUAUUCUCCCAUGUGACCCCACGGCGGACGACCAGCUGUUUCACAUAUGUAUCGCUUCAGCAUCUCUCGUUGUGGUGCUGAUUCUAGCAGUCCUGAAGAGGAGAAAGACUCUAUGUGAGGGUUUCGCCAGUGGAUCAACUGGUAUCUCAAGUCCAGUGAACUUCCUGGACCAGACGCAGCACAAAGCCCUCGCAGUAGCUGUGUUUGGGCUGGUCUUCAGCAAGCUGUCUGUAUUGGUCCUGGCUCCAGAUCCCCUGCCCUUCUCCAAAGACACCCCUCAGGAAAUCAAAGAGUACAUGAAGAUCAUCGCCAUCUUCUACUGGCCUGCCCUGUACUACCCACUCCUGGCCUGUGGUACGCUCCACAGUAAACUGGGCUAUGUGCUGGGCAGUCUAUUCUCCUGGACCCACUUUGCUGUCCUCGUCUGGCAGAAGAUUGACUGUCCCAAAACACCAGAGCUGUAUAAGUACUAUUCCCUGCUGGCCAGUCUCCCACAGAUAGGCUGUCUAGGAUUCCUCUGUAUCAAGUACCCACUACUGUUUCUCAAAGGUGCUAAUGGCUCUGAGGACCUGGAGAGCAGCUACUACACAGACUACGUGAAAUUAAUUCUAAAGAAGAAAAAGUCAAACAUCAGCAGCAGCACGGCCAGUCUCCAACAGUUUGGGUUUAUAAAAGACACAGUCAAGUCCUAUAUCUACACACCAGAGAAAGUAUUCCGGUUUCCACUAAAGCUGGCGAUCUCAGCAUUUGUGUCCUCCAUAGCAGUUUAUCAGGUGGCGCUGUUGCUGGUAGUACUGGUGAUCCCCACCCUCCACAUAGUCCGUGCUGGUAUAGAUGACAAGUUCCCCUUCCUUCUGGAGGGCUUUGGUAUCGUCCUAUCAGAGGACAGAAUGGAGGUGGUCCAGAUAGUCAUUCACUAUACCUGGUGUCUGGAAGUGUGUUACCUGUGUGGGUUGACCUUGGCCUGUUCGCUCACCCUGAUCAUGCUCAUGAGGUCCAUGAUCCUUCACAGAUGGAACCUUCAGGGCUUGUACAGAGGAGAUAUUUACAACGUGUAUAAUUGCCAGAAGAGCAUCCGUCCGUCUCAGACAGGCCUAGUGUGUUGGAUGGGCUACAUUGGAUAUCAGGCUGCUGUCAUCUCUUUAGGAAUGGUCCUCCAGACUCUGGUCUUCUUCAUCUGUUUUGUGUGGUUGGUGUUCCUCAUCAUCAUCCCCAUCUUGUAUGGCCAGAACCUCAUACUCUUCCAGGUCGCUGCCAAGGCCUGGCCUGUGUGGGUGACGUUGAUACUGACUAUUACUCUACAACACGUGACAGCCAGGUUCGCUUUCAUCAAAAAGGAUGCUGGGACAAGAGACUUGAACAACAGAGGCAGUCUGUUCCUGCUUACCUACCUGCUCUUCCUGAUCAACAUUGUGGUGGGGUUGAUAGCAGCCAUCUGGAGGAUGGUCAUCACUGCCCUCUAUAACAUCAUCCACCUGGGGCGCAUGGACAUCAGCCUCCUCAACCGCGCUGCUGAAACCUACGACCCGGCUUAUUGUUACUACACCCACUACCUGAAGGUAGAGGUCAGCCAAUCCCACCCUGUGAUGAAGGCCUUCUGUGGGCUGGCACUGCAGGCUGCCUCGGCUGGAGGCGCUGGGCAGAAGAUGCGAGAUGCAGAGGAAGGGAUCCAGCUGGUGAAUCAGGAGAAGAGACGGGACAAGGUGGUUAACAGCAGGAGGGUGCGAGCACGCUGGCAGUUACUCUACACACUGGUCAACAACCCAUCUCUACUGGGGUCCAGAAAACACUACCAGCUGCAGCCCUCUGACAGCUUCGUGAAUGGAACGAACCGUAGCGGCGCGGCAGGAAGCAAGAAAGACGCCAGCAGCAAACCCCCCGCUGCUGGGGCAGGCGCUGCUACACCCUCCGCUGCCGAGGCAGGCGCUGCUACACCCUCUGCUGCUGCCACCGACGCUGCUGCUGCUGCUGCUAACUGA
Salvelinus namaycush (lake trout) is the source of this 2325-nucleotide messenger RNA. RefSeq names its product receptor for retinol uptake stra6-like. Bases 1 to 2325 code for a protein of 774 amino acids. The transcript is spliced from 21 exons. Gene Ontology annotation, biological process: vitamin A import into cell. Lineage: Eukaryota; Metazoa; Chordata; Actinopteri; Salmoniformes; Salmonidae. Gene Ontology annotation, cellular component: plasma membrane. The record is from RefSeq and is a predicted model, not a curated record. Gene Ontology annotation, molecular function: retinol transmembrane transporter activity; signaling receptor activity.